Messenger RNA from Cygnus atratus (black swan), 5158 nucleotides. RefSeq names its product dopamine receptor D1 (gene DRD1). The record is from RefSeq and is a predicted model, not a curated record. The coding region runs from base 1617 to 2972 and encodes 451 amino acids. Gene Ontology annotation, molecular function: G protein-coupled receptor activity; dopamine neurotransmitter receptor activity, coupled via Gs. The transcript has 3 exons. Lineage: Eukaryota; Metazoa; Chordata; Aves; Anseriformes; Anatidae. Gene Ontology annotation, cellular component: plasma membrane. Gene Ontology annotation, biological process: vasodilation; G protein-coupled dopamine receptor signaling pathway; adenylate cyclase-activating adrenergic receptor signaling pathway.
GGCGCGGAGCGGAGCGGAGGGGAGCGGAGGGGAGCGCAGGGGGAGCGCUGCCCCGGCUGCUGCCCGCCCGCUGCCAGCCCGGCCGGACCCGACCCGACCCCCCCUGCCCCGCCGGAAGAAGACGCCGGGCGGACAGAGCUUUCCCGGAGGGGCGAUGCUGCCGAGCCCUGCCCCCGGCAGAAGAAAGCCCUUGCCGCCGGGACCCCCCUCGCAGCGGGACGGAGGAGAAGUCCCCGGCCCCGGAGAUGCGCGGCCCGGGGCAGGCUGCGGGAGAGCAUGAAGAGCUGCCUUCACCUGCCCUCUUAUUAAAGGAAAAAGCAUGCUAAAGCCGGCCCCGACCCUCGGAGCGUAGCCCUUCUGAGCAGGAGGUGGGAUUAUUCCGUGGAGAGCUGUAACCUGGCAGAGAAGUGCUAAAGCCACUUGUCCCCACUGCAAGAGGAACCCACUCCAGGCAUCGCCGGCUUCACACACCGCGUUGUGGCACAGAGGAGCUCACUCAGGUCCUGCCUCUUCCUCUUGCCCUUCUUUCUCCCUCCAGGGAACAACAGAAGAGAGAACUGCUACUCGGCUCUUGCCAGUGCUGGGAAUACUGUGCCUUUUGCCUGGGAUGAAUCGCCCCAAUGUGCCGCUUCUGCGGGAUGUACAAAGUGCGAUGGGGACUGACCCAGCCACCCACGUUUGCCAAGUGAUCAGCAGUGGCCAUGGGCUGGAGGUAGCUGGACACACGCCGGCGGGGUCCGUCACGCACUGCCCGACAGCGCAGACCUGCUGCUGGCUGGAAAACUAACUUCUGGUGGUCCCACUUUGGCGGCUCCUGGUUUUACUUCUCCCCUGCCAAUUUGCACUUUCAGGGAAAAACACACGCAGGCACCUGAUGCGAUGCAGCAUUUCUGGGAUGGUUUUGUGUGUAAGAUUUGCUAUGCAAUUCCAAAACUAAAUGAGAAGGAGAGACGGCCUUGCAUUCCAGAGCAAACAGAGAAUCAGAGGUGAAAGUGUAAAACUUGACCGGUUUGGAACAAAGUGAAGAACUGCUCGCUGACGCUGCCCAGAAACAGAGGACUGAUGGAUUUUGUAACAGGAGCGUGCUGAGGAGGAAGGAAUGGAAUGUUUCAGCAGUGAGAAAUUCAGGGGACCAAAGUAGAGAACAAGCACCUUGUAUAGUACGCAUCAGUAAAUAUGAAGGGCUAGUGCAAUGGACGCUGGAAACACUCGAUCAAUAGUCUAUUUAAGUGGGAUAUGUGCAAGCAUGGAAAAGUGAUUGCAUUCCUGUCUGUGGGGUAUAUUUGUAGAGGACAGCAGCAGAACAUUUGCAGGUGAUCAGUCUGAAUUAGGCUACUUCAUGCUGGGGUGGUGCAACGUGUUUUUGAAGGGGAUUGCUUAAAAACUGUUCUGUGGAGCUGACUGUACUUGCGCAUUUGCAGUUCUUGCUCGUAGAGCUUUCAAUGUCAUUCAGGGAGAUUCAAAGUGGAUGAAGCCCAUCUGGGGGUGUGGGGACCAUAAGAAAGGAUCUUUGGUCUGUUUGGUGACGAGUAAUUAGUGGAUGUCUGAUGUCUCUGCAAGGAAAGGAGCUGAUGUCGUCAUCAAAGUCAUGAUAUGAUUUCCCCUCAGGAGAAACUAUGACUUGGAACGACACCACUAUGGACGGGGAAGGGUUGCUUGUGGAAAGGGACUCUUCCUUUCGGAUUCUCACGGGCUGCUUCCUCUCGCUGCUGAUCCUCUCCACGCUGCUGGGAAACACGCUGGUCUGUGCAGCCGUCAUUAGAUUUCGCCACCUGAGGUCCAAGGUGACCAACUUCUUUGUCAUCUCCUUGGCUGUGUCAGAUCUCUUAGUGGCGGUUUUGGUCAUGCCUUGGAAAGCCGUGGCUGAGAUUGCUGGUUUCUGGCCUUUUGGUUCAUUUUGCAACAUCUGGGUGGCCUUUGACAUUAUGUGCUCGACAGCCUCCAUCUUAAAUCUGUGUGUCAUUAGUGUGGACAGAUACUGGGCCAUCUCCAGCCCAUUUAGGUACGAGAGAAAAAUGACCCCCAAGGCAGCCUUCAUCUUGAUCAGUGUGGCGUGGACUUUGUCUGUGCUGAUUUCCUUCAUCCCCGUGCAGCUCAACUGGCACAAGGCUACCACCACAAGCGUUUUGGACCUAAACGCCAGUUUACAAGGUAUAAGCAUGGACAACUGUGAUUCUAGCCUAAACAGGAUGUAUGCCAUUUCCUCUUCUCUAAUUAGCUUCUACAUACCUGUUGCCAUCAUGAUAGUAACUUACACAAGGAUAUACCGGAUUGCUCAGAAGCAAAUACGACGAAUCUCAGCUUUGGAGAGGGCAGCAGUGCAUGCCAAGAACUGCCAGACCACGAGUGGCAACAGGAGCAGCAUGGACUGCCAGCAACCUGAAAGCAACUUCAAAAUGUCCUUCAAGAGGGAAACGAAGGUUUUAAAGACUUUGUCGGUGAUCAUGGGGGUGUUUGUGUGCUGCUGGUUGCCAUUUUUCGUGUUGAACUGCAUGAUUCCCUUCUGUGAGCCUACCGAACCGUCCAAGGGAGCAGAAGCUUUCUGCAUUAACUCCACCACCUUUGAUGUUUUUGUUUGGUUUGGAUGGGCUAAUUCUUCCCUCAACCCCAUCAUUUAUGCCUUCAAUGCUGAUUUCCGCAAGGCAUUUUCAACCCUGCUAGGAUGCUACAGGCUCUGCCCUAUGUCCAGCAAUGCUAUAGAGACUGUUAGUAUUAACAAUAAUGGAGCAGUUGUGUUUUCAAGCCAACAUGAGCCCAAAGGAUCCAGCCCCAAAGAAUCUAAUCUGGUUUAUCUGAUUCCACAUGCAAUCAUCUGUCCAGAAGAAGAACCUCUAAAAAAGGAAGAAGAGGGUGAACUGUCUAAGACCUUGGAGAAAAUGUCUCCAGCACUGUCGGGUAUCUUGGAUUAUGAAGCUGAUGUUUCUUUGGAAAAGAUCAAUCCCAUUACACAAAAUGGGCAGCAUAAAACCUGAGCAGUAAGGUUUACCCAGCAAGACCCAAUAGUGUACAUUGUAAUAAUCUUUUUAAAAAAACCUAAGCUCUAGGGAGAAAUACACAUUUACACAAAGCCCAGAAUUAAUUUUCCUGGCAUUGAAAGCAAAUUUAAUAUUUAAAACACUACACAGCAAAAGAUACUGAAAAUUGGUUAAAAAAAAGGAUGUUCAUCUGUACUCUUCAUGCUGAGGAAUAUAUACGAAUUCGGAUACAGGGCAGUAAUAAAGAAAAUAUUUCUCCUCUACACCUAGAGAAGCCAAUUUCUAGUUUGAAAUGAGGCAAAAGAUAAAUGUUAAGUAUUUAAAGAUUAAUGUUUACUAGAAGUUAAAAGAUUGCUGUGUUUUGUGAUAGUGGGUGUUAACAGGUCCUAAUUUAAGACUGAGGGAUUGUAAAGGUAGGUAGAGGCCUUCUUAAAAUUAUUUCUGAAAAAUAAUUGAGCCUUAUAACGAGAAUGGUUAUUUUUAAAGCUUUGGGAGGUAAUAUGAUGAUACCAGUUUUAUUUAUUUAUUGUUUUAAAUUGAUAUUUUUCAUAUGUUAUAAGAGAUCUAGCUUUAUUUAUGUUAUUUAAGAUGUCUAAAUAAUGGGAUAUUUUUGGAGUGUCAUAACUGCAUUUUGGCCAGUCAACCAGUCAGCACUUUAUUAAAAGCUCCGAUAGCCUGGAGAGCCAGUGAGGGUAUAAAGGAAGGCUAAGAAGCUCAGCAAGAAAUGAAGGAAUCUACAAAACUGAUGUGGUGUGGAGUUCAUUUGCUUAUGGCCUUUUGUUUUUUAGUGGGAUUUCUUUCAAAAGAUAGGACCAGCGUUGACUGAGUUGUGAAUUCUCUUCCCUUAUAGAAAUAAAAGAAAUUGCUGCUAUUUAUUUUUAAAAAAGUUUCAUGUUACAAAGACUUUGCUAGAAUGUCAAGUUUGUGGAUCUGUAAAUACCUUAAAUAUGACUACAACCUUAAGAAGAAUCCAAUUUGAGAAGAAAAGCUUCUUAGAUCACAAUUCUUAGUAUAUAAUAUUUUGUAUUUAUGUAAGAUAAACAGCUUUCUCAGACUUUUCUUAUUUCAAGUCUUGGAUAUCUUUUCUGAACAAACACGGUUGGUUACAAUGGUAGGAAACAUGCCAAACCUCAUUAUCAUCUGUUUUACUGCAGCAACACCAGGAUCAUGCUGUCUGUCUGCUCCUGUAUCAGUCAGAGUUAAAAAGUGAGGUACCUAGUGCUUUACUUUGGAAGCUGGGAGGACAUUACAUUUUAGUAAUUACCAUGCCAACAGUCCGUUCAAUAAGGAAUAGUGCCUCAUUUCCAUUUGGGAUUAAGACAUUUCUAACUAUGGAUGGAACUGCAGUCCCCACCUCAAAAACGUCCUGUGAGCUCCAAACCAGAGUUGCCAAUGUUCAAUUCAAAAACUGCUACUUUUCCAUUGUCCUUCCCCGCUGCUUUCUCUUUGUAACGCCAAAAGCAAUCGGUGAACAUUAGCAACAGGACCGCUGGGUGUUAAUAUUCAGCAGCAUUCAAAGAGAGUGAUUUGUUUUCUGAAUGGGCGCAAAUACCCUCUGGAGAAACUUUUCGUAACAUAUAUCAAAAAAUGUGUUGUCAGGAAAAGAGAACUGAGAGGAAAAAAUUAAUUCUAAUGAACUCUAUACAUCCUGCAUCAGGUCUGCGUAUUUAUGUAUUGUGAAUGUUUUCAUAAUUUUAUUGCCUGUAUGCUGCUUUCAUACAUAUAAUAAAAUUAUUUUGUGAAGAGGAGGUCAAAUAAAACAAUCCACAUUGCAUUUAUUAAAUACAUGCUGGUUUUUGGCAGUUGUUUGGAUCAUGUUAAAGGCAAGGAUGGUUCCUGUUUUUCCAUUUGCCCUUAUUUGGGAACACACCAGUGAGGCAGAUGGGAUUUUUUAUUAGAAGCAGGAGAAAGUCCCCUCUGCUGAGAGACCUCUCGGCCCUUGCUCUCAGCUAGAGUUUGAAAGCAGUGCAUGCAGCUUGGAAAAAAACACGUCCUGUUUUAAUGCGACUGGUUAAAAUGUGUAAUGUUUGGUUUACUGGUAACUCUUAUCUCAGUGAUUUUGCCUUCAUUUAACAGAACAGCGAACUUGGUUUAUAGCAUGCUUUUAAUGUUGCUUUUUAAAAGAAAUUUCUUCCUUUUGAAACUGUGCAGUACUUUUCAAAGCCCAAUACAAUCUUACCACU